Molecule: messenger RNA, 2138 nt
Organism: Pimephales promelas (fathead minnow)
Lineage: Eukaryota; Metazoa; Chordata; Actinopteri; Cypriniformes; Leuciscidae
Gene: xpa
Product: xeroderma pigmentosum, complementation group A
Biological process (GO): nucleotide-excision repair, DNA damage recognition; nucleotide-excision repair involved in interstrand cross-link repair; UV-damage excision repair
Cellular component (GO): nucleotide-excision repair factor 1 complex
Molecular function (GO): damaged DNA binding
Source: RefSeq, a predicted model, not a curated record
CUUACAAAAUAUCGAUGUUGUUACAUCUUUACAUUUUCAAAGUGUAGACAACGACAUAAGUUGUAAGGUUGUAAGUUGCAAACUUUUCAAGUCAAGUUUCGAUAGAUGGCGAUGUUGGACUUGUGGCGCAAAAUAUCCAAAGACGAGAAGGACUGGACAGCACACUCGUAAACAGAAAGAACACUGCUGGAUUGUUAUUUUUAAGAUUUCAUUACGUUCCUCAUUAGACCAACUAUAAAAAACAAAAACGGUUUCCGACUGAUCAUGGAUGUACCAGAGGCCAGUCACUCUCAAGAAGCACCAGCAGAUUGUGUAAACUCUUCACACGAGUCCAGCGUGUCCUUAACACCGCACAUGUUGGCCAAAAUAGAACGGAACAGACAACGGGCAUUGAUGCUCAGACAAGCCAGGCUCGCCAGUAGACCGUCUUCAGCUAUAGAAGGUGCUACUUGUGCUAAAGUGGCAAAAACUAUAGACUCUGGUGCAGGGUUCUUCAUUGAAGAGGAGACGGCAGAGGAUGAGCAGCAGGAAAAGAGAGUGGUUCAGCAACCAGCCCCUGUGAUGGAGCCUGAUUAUCUGAUGUGUGAGGAGUGUCAGAAGCCAUUUAUGGACUCUUACCUCAGCAACAGUUUUGAUUUGUCUCUGUGUGAUAAAUGCAGAGACAAUGAAGUGAAGCACAAGCUAAUAUCUCGCACUGAAGCGAAACAGACUUUCCUUCUGAAGGAUUGUGAUCUGGAUAAGAGGGAGCCACUGCUGCGAUUUGUCCUGAGGAAAAAUCCUCACAAUCCACACUGGGGAGACAUGAAACUCUACUUAAAGACACAGGUGGAAAAGCGCUCUCUGGAGGUAUGGGGCAGCGAGGAAGCUCUGGAGGAGGCCAAGGAGAGUAGAGAGGAGAACAGGGAGAUUCAGAAGCAGAAACGCUUUAACAAAAAAGUUAAAGAACUGAGGCGGGCGGUAAGGAGCAGUAUGUUUAAGAAAGAUACCAGUGUCCAUCAGCAUGACUACGGCCCUGACGAGGUUCUGGACGAAGAGGAAGAUCUCUACAGGAAAGUGUGUCAAACCUGUGGACACGAACUCACUUUUGAGAAAAUGUAAAUACGUCUUCAAACUACAGCACAGGGAAGAAGCAGGUCCGAAUCACGUUUCUAGUCCUCGACACAUUCCUUUGGCUUGCAGUCCAGGUACCAAUACAGGUUUUUCCACUUUUUUUCACUUGAUCACAAGAGGGCACUGUAGAGCUACCAUUUUAAGAAAACUGCAAUCAAAAUGACAGAUGAUGUAAGGUUGAGUUUUUGCCGUUUAGGGGAGAGUACACUGUUGAACAUGUUCUAUAUCUGUGAAAUGGACAAGGAAAAAUACUAAGGAAAUAUAUUAAAUAGUUUACCCUUUCAACUGUGUAUUUAAUAUUUAGGACCUGACUACCGUAAACCUGCUCUUUCACAUACGAUAUUAUUAUAAAUGACGAGGCAAAAGCUCUAAACGGGUCCAAAGUUGAGCUUGUAACAGGAUCUCGUUUCUCAGUCUCCUACCGCGUGCCUGUUUGUUCGGCGAGGGAUUUUGAUGAUUCCGUACGUAGACUGAGAGAUUCUCUCACGGUGUUGUGUUUCAGUCUCUCUGUGGCCAUUGAAAGUAUCCGACAAGGAGCACAAACACACUCACAUUUGGUGCCAAGGUUGCUAGAUACUUUUUUGCUGUAUUAUAAUUAUAAAUAAUGAACUUAGCCUAUGAAAUGUUUGUAAUAAAUUUUUUACAAAUUGGAGAACGUGUCUCCAUUCUGUGUUUACAUCGUCCAUUAUCAGCUUUUAUUAUCUGAUGUCUCAUUGACCACAAACACGCAUAUUAUUAUUCUUCAGGGACGCAUACGACCGCAUGCCCACUUUUAUCAUGGCAAAGCUUGUGAAUGUGAGUAAGAGUGAAUAUGCGAUCGUUCCUUUUGUCGUGAUGUCCACUAAGGCAGGGUUACACAUGCCUUGCAUUGCUGUCAUAAUUUGUGUUCGCCCUAUAUCUUGUUAGCUUUUUUGUCUCUGUCCCAUUUAGGCCCCAUGACCAAACGAAAGACACCUCCAGUAAAAUCCUAUAUUUAUUAUGUAAAUGUAAAUGAUUAUUAUUGUUGUCAAUGAAAAAAGCUAAGCGGC